AUGCACCAGUUAACUGAAAAGAUCAAGCUUCAAGAAUUUAUUCAAGCUAGGAAGAGGUAUGUUAGUUUCCUCCAACAAACCAGUAAGAUAACUUGGUUGCAAUUUAAUGAUGAAAACUCCCAUUACUUUCAUGCAAUCAUGAAAAAGAGGAGGUUUAAGAAUAUAAUUACUUCAUUUGUGGUAAAUGAGGAGGUGAUUGAUGAUUAUGAUAAGGUGGUAGAGCAUUACUUUAAUCAUUUCAGGAAUUUCAUGGGGAAGAAGAGUUCGGCCAUUAAAAAGAUUGAUACCAAUAGCCUGAGGUUUGGUGAAAAACUAUCUGUUCCGCAGCAGGUCAAUUUGAUCAGGCCUUUCUCUAAGAAUGAUGUAAAAGAAGCUCUGUUUGGCAUUCACUCCAUUAGAAGCCCAGGUCCGGAUGGGUUUGGUGCAGGUUUUUUCAAAGGCCUUUGGAAUGAGAUAGAAAAAGACAUAAGUAUGGCAGUGUUAAAAAAAUUUCGCGAUGGUGUUCUUCCCAGCGAUCUUAAUGAGACCGUUAUCUCCCUCAUUCCGAAGACUGGUUCCCCUAAAACAGCAGCAGAUUAUAGACCUAUUGCUUGCUACAAUACGCUCUAUAAAUGCAUUUCUAAAAUGCUGUGUUCUCGUUUGUCUGAAGUUCUUCCAUUCUUGAUCCACAACGAUUUAGUUUUUUUUGCCAAGGGUAAUGUGAAAUCAAUGAGACUCAUACAGUCUGCUAUUGAUAGCUUUUGUGCCACAACAGGCCUCUCAAUCAACAACACUAAGUCUCAUAUAUACUUUGGAGGCAUGAAAGACGAUUGUAAAUCUCAACUUUUGGAGAUUACUCAAAUGGAAGAAGGCUCUUUUCCGCUUAAGUAUCUUGGAAUUCACCUAAGACCAACUAAAUGGAGAGCUGCAGACUGUGGGGAAAUCAUUGAAAAAAUACAGCGCAACCUCCAUUCCUGGGCUAGCAGGAAUCUUUCUUUUGCAGGCCGAGCCCAACUCAUUCAUUCAGUCCUUCUUGGAAUUAGGAAUUUCUGGAUGAAUAUCUUCAUCCUUCCUCAGAAAGUUGUUGCUGUCAUAGAUAAAAGCUACAGAGAUUAUCUUUGGGGGUUGAAAGGGAACCGUAGCAAACUUCACCUCACUUCUUGGGAGCAAGUCUGUCUUCCCAAAAAGUAUGGAGGAGUUGGCUUCUUUGAGGGCAGGAAGUGGAAUAUUGCGUUGAUGGCCAAGUAUAUUUGGGCUAUAUCGAGCAAGAAGGAUUGCUUAUGGGUCAAAUGGAUAGACUCGAUCUACCUUAAAGGCCAAAGUUUCUGGUCUGUUCCCAUAAUAAGUGACACUAGCUGGUACUUUCAGAAAUUAUUGAAGCUGAGGAAUGUAAUAGAUUUUGCUGCUGUUAUCUCUUCGGGAUUAAGAGCCGGCAAUGCCUCCAGCACUGCCAAUGAGACUAGUGAAGCCCCUCCAGUCCGAAAAAGGGGAACACGUGCUACCAAUGCUGGUGCUAACAGAAGUGCACUGCCUCCGAUUGACAAUACCGUUGAAAUUGUUCGACUAUGGCAACAAGUGGAAGAAUUGCUGCAGCAACAAUGA
Humulus lupulus (European hop) is the source of this 1581-nucleotide messenger RNA. RefSeq lists its product as uncharacterized. The record is from RefSeq and is a predicted model, not a curated record. Lineage: Eukaryota; Viridiplantae; Streptophyta; Magnoliopsida; Rosales; Cannabaceae. The transcript is spliced from 3 exons. Bases 1 to 1581 code for a protein of 526 amino acids.